Rubroshorea leprosula is the source of this 1538-nucleotide messenger RNA. The record is from the annotation of a GenBank genome assembly. Lineage: Eukaryota; Viridiplantae; Streptophyta; Magnoliopsida; Malvales; Dipterocarpaceae.
UUAUGCUCUGUUUUUCAUCUUCUUCUCGGUUCUCUCCAUUUCUUUAUUUUAAAAAAAACCAACAUGGUAUCAGAGCCUUUCAUGAUAUUUGAGGGCUUGUGUGAGAGAGAUUUGAGGGAAAUAGACCACCACAAAUCCCAACCCAACUCAAAUGGCUGCCAGCAAGUUUUUUCUUUCAAAAUACCAUGUUUUUUCUAACCCAACACAACAAACUCCUCUGACCAAAAAUGCAGCAAAGAUGCUGUAAUGAUGAAGGUUAACUUUAGGUCCUUCAAUCUUUGAAAGUGGUUGACAAAAGAAUGCAACCAAUUGGUUAAGGCAGAAGGGAGUAUGUGAAGCUAUGAAGUUGAAGGUUAACUUGACGUCCUUCAAUCGUUUGAGGCAGAAGAUCUGCAAGAAGGAAAAGCAAAAGAUGCUGGUUUGAUGACGUUUUUUAGGCUGCUGGUAUGGUAGUGUUUUAUGCUACAGCAUUAGUCCAAAAAGGCAAGGAUGGCUUGUGAAGAUGCAGAUUGGGACCAAGAGAGUACUCAACAUUGCAUCAAGUCAUUUUCAUGACCGAGUAGCCAAAUCUUUAGCCCAAGGAAGCUGUAGAAGAUGCGGAAGAUGAUGAAGCAGCACUUUGAGGUACCAAAAUCCUUGUUUUAUUUACUCAGAAAAUGCAACUUAGUUGCAAAAACCUCCAAAAUUUGUUUGAGGCAGCAAAAUCCAAAGAAGGAAAGCUGUGACAAAGGAGGAGCUGAGGUUAUUUGAGAAGGAUGGUACAUGGCUGAAAAAAAAAUGAUGAAAACCAAGCACAAGAUGGACAGCAAAGGGCGGCUGAUCCCAGGUGCUUAGGCAUAAAUGUUCUGAUUUUACAGCUUUAACACCAAGGAGGAGUGUUGGAGUUGUGGUGUUCAAGCUGCAAAAGUAGCAGCAAAUGAAAUGCACAUGAAAUGCAAAUGCACAUGAAAGGCUGCAAAGAGGCUGCAAAGCUGCCAAAGGACGCAAGUUGCAGCAAAAGUAGCUGUUAUGUGUUUAAAUUUCAAAUGUACUUUAUUGUUUUUUUAAUGUAGAAUAGAUUUGAAUUUUGAAAUGUUUGUAUUCUCCUAUGUAUAGGAGAGUUUGUUAAUGAGAAAAGAGGAGUUGAAGUCAUAUACUUCUCUCCAUUUUAGCUUAUGCUCUGUUUUUCAUCUUCCUCUCGGUUCUCUCCAUUUCUUUGUUUUAAAAAACCAACACAGACAACCUUUUUCUUCUUUUUGGUGCUAUUGCUUUGUCAUAACUCUUGUUUGUAGCAUUAUAUGUCCCAGAGACUAAAGGACUGAGUUUGGAAGAGAUCGAAUCCAAAAUCCUGAAUUGAAAGCAUAGAAUUCCUGAAACUUUCAUCAUGACAAUAUUUCUCCAUGAAUUAUUCAUAUCUAGGUGAAGAGCACUGGGAGGUUAUGUAUUGUAAACCCCAUAUUCUAGUAUUUGCCAUGACACUUUUAAGAUGAAAAUUUGUUAGAAAAUGUAAAUUAAGUAUUGGAUAAUGGCCUUUAAGGUUAUAAAGAUAAGCAAUUUAC